Messenger RNA from Anoplophora glabripennis (Asian longhorned beetle), 555 nucleotides. RefSeq names its product ATPase inhibitor mai-2, mitochondrial. The record is from RefSeq and is a predicted model, not a curated record. The transcript has 3 exons. Gene Ontology annotation, molecular function: ATPase inhibitor activity. The coding region runs from base 119 to 436 and encodes 105 amino acids. Lineage: Eukaryota; Metazoa; Arthropoda; Insecta; Coleoptera; Cerambycidae. Gene Ontology annotation, cellular component: mitochondrion. Gene Ontology annotation, biological process: negative regulation of ATP-dependent activity.
CUUUUGAGAGGUGGUUGGCCUGUAGUUCCAUUGAUUUCUCUUGUCGUUGUCGACGUAAGAAAGAAGGUAUUGUUUGCUGUGUCUUACUAAUUUUAACAAACGUAAUUCACUCGAAAAUAUGAACUUCUCAACGAAGUUAUGUAGGAUUCAUUUAAUUAGCGGUGCACGCUUAAUGUCCCAAUUAGGUGAUUUGGGCAGUGGUGCAGGUAAAGGUGGUGGUGGUGGCGGUUCUAUAAGAGAGGCUGGUGGAGCUUUCGGAAAACAAGAGGCAGCCAGAGAAGAAGAGUAUUUCUACAAAAAGCAAAGGGAACAACUGAGCAAGUUAAAAACUGAGCUUCAUGAUGAAAUUAGCUUUCACGAGGAACAAAUUAAGAGACAUCAGGAAGCCAUCGACCGUCACAAGAACAGAGUACAAAAUAUUGAAAAAAGUGAAUAACUUGAUAGUUUUUCAUUGUUGUUUAUAGUUGUUAUGAUAUGGUUUGCUUUAUAUGUUCUAUAAUAGUACUGCAACUUAAGAUGUGUAAUACUUAAAUUCUUAAUAAAAUGUAGAUCAAU